Messenger RNA from Atta colombica, 2028 nucleotides. RefSeq lists its product as uncharacterized. The record is from RefSeq and is a predicted model, not a curated record. The coding region runs from base 316 to 519 and encodes 67 amino acids. The transcript has 3 exons. Lineage: Eukaryota; Metazoa; Arthropoda; Insecta; Hymenoptera; Formicidae.
CAUAUCAGUGUUUGAUAGUGAUGGACAGCUAUUUAUUGAUAACGAUGUUCAUGAAGGAGUUCAUCUUUUGAAUCAUGUGCCCAUUCGUUUUUUGCUCUUACGAAUUAACAACAAUCCUUUUCGCCAAGCAACAUUGAAUAAGAUUGGUACAAGAGAAACGAUUGUGGCAACUCCUGAUAAUUGUCAAUAGCGCAUCAGAAUGUAUUAAUCGGAAAUAUCCGCUACAAACAAGUCUUCGUCGCAUCUUCGCGUCACUCGUGAUAACUCGAUGACGCGCAACAUUAAAGAAAUACACAAAGAAACUGCAAUAACGAGAUGCGUUCGACCCAUGUUGUGCAGUACGCUUUCCGGUUGACACUGAAUCAGGGAACCAGCCCAGCUUUUUACAGGGCCAAGAACUUCGAUCGUAGUACGGCGACAUCCGCAAUCUUCCUCGCGACCUUUGGAUUAUCUAUGAGCAUGUUCUCGUUAAAACAGAUGCAGUCGUCGCAUCAGCGUCGUCUGCGAAGACUUUGUUAGAAACGUCCUAUUAGUCAUAAUUCAUCAAUAAACAAAAUCAACGGUUAUCUUGAAGAAAUAAAUUCAUCGAUUAUGAAAAUAUGUCUGCGUGACAUCAUAGCGGUCGUUAUUCUGAAGUCGGCAUGCAGCAUAUAUUGGGUUGAGAUAUUAUAUUUCUUCGCGUCUAGAAUGUGAGUUUGCGGUUUGUACCUAUGUUGUAUUAGGUAAUCUACAAUUCCGAACAAAUUUCGUGGCAUAUUCCUUUGUUAAAACAACUCGUUUGUUUGAAGGAUCAUGUCUUCGAUUCGCAAACGCGCAUACAAGACCGCGUGUUUCAAUUACAUAGAAUUCAGUACUUGGUACAGAUCGAGAUUACAAACGAAAUGGAGUUUUUGUCGAAGACAGCAUCGCUUUCGAGCGAGAUGUGUAUGCUUCAUGAAUCGAAUGUAGUAGCUUUUUUCUCUAGAAAUGAUAAAAAAAAAUAAAGCUCAUCACAUGAGAAGAAAGAGAUAUUCUAGUCGUGUGAGCAAACGAGAAAUGAUGCAGUGAAUACAUUUUUACACGAAUUCUUUUCCGAGAAAACUUUUGCUGUGGUAAUCGAUAUAUCAUAAAACAGAUUGCUUAUAUUACUUUGCAUCAUUUAGCUUAGCUUAUCGAUUGUUUUCGAAAAUAGUUCCUUCUGAUAGUCGCAACUACUGAAGCAAUGUUAUUUGAAUUUAUGAUAUAUCGUACGUCAUUUCGUUUAUAUUAAAUAGAAACUAAAGGCAAAAAUCACAUCAAGAAAUAACAUUAUAAUUUAUAUGUGUUACCAUUAAGUAAUGGUUAAUUCAUAAAAACUAUAUUUAUAAAUACAAUUACAAAUUAGAAUUAAAUUUUCUGUUUGUAUCAUGAAAUCAUUUACCUACAAUUAGCAUGCUCAAAAGCAGAGCGUUUUUUUAUAAAUCAGUUCUGAACGAAAGUUUUCUUUGGAAAGACGACAAACUGCGUACGAACCAAAGAAUUUCACUGAAUGACGAGGGGGUCCGCGAACCCCCUUAGUUGAGAAGAUUUUAAUGUUAUUACUCGAGUCAUACAACUUAACAUUCAUCAAUCAAGUAUCAUUGAUAAUGCUUGUCCCGUUUUCGUCACUCCAAAGUCGCACUGUUCUGAAUUUCUAUUAUUGAACCUGAAGCACAAAGUGGUUAAUAGUUGCAUUCAAUUCUUGUUACUGCAUUUUAUUACUGCAGUUGCUCCUCGCAAAUCUCACCACAAGACGACUGCAUGAAAUUCGAUUUAAACUAUCCUCCGUGUUUUUGACAAAUUAAAAUGAAAACAAAUUAAAAUUUUAGUGAAAUUCUUGCUAUUCGAUUCUUGCUAUUUUUUUAUUUUACACGACAAAUACAUUACUGUGCUAUGAUUGCUCUACAAAAUAUAUACAUAUAUCUGUCUGUGUCAUUAUUAUACAAAUCUGUAUAUUAGGAUGUAUUGCUACUAUUUCGGAGUAUUUGUAAGAUUGAUCAUUAUUUUUAAUAAAACGUUGAUUCAAUUGGC